This is a messenger RNA of Mya arenaria, 2583 nucleotides long. RefSeq lists its product as uncharacterized. The transcript has 13 exons. Bases 121 to 1947 code for a protein of 608 amino acids. Lineage: Eukaryota; Metazoa; Mollusca; Bivalvia; Myida; Myidae. The record is from RefSeq and is a predicted model, not a curated record.
ACCCGGUGUCUAUGUAAACAUUUACAGAUCGAAAUGAUGAAAAAUUGUGAAAUAUUUUUUCCAAUUAAAUAAGAUUUAUCGUUAACAUUUGGUGUUUAAUUUUAACGAAUUGCAGCAACAAUGGAUGACGAAGUGAAAGAAGUGACCCAGGCAUUGCAGUCAGUGGAAAGACUGAAACUGGAACUGAGGGAAAGAAACACAGAGGCUGGUAAUGAUGUGUUCCAGAAAUGUGUAGAGUCCCUGGAAAAUCUGAAGUUCAUCAAGUCCAGCCUGGAAGGAUCAGAGGUAACGGUAACCACCCCAGAGAUAAGUGAAGAGUUUCUGACAGAGCUGAAACAACAGACUUUGAUGCAUCUCCCAUCCUCAAUGACUGAGGCAGCCAGAGGAAAGAUUCUAGACCUUGUUCAAAAAACUUUUCAAGAAACUGAUGUUGUGGUUGUGUAUGUAUGCCUGCUGACAUGCCCGUGGUACUCGUGCACCCAGCGUGAGCGUGGAGAGCAGGCCAAGUACAAUCAGCUAUUUAUUGUGUACCAAUCCACCAUGGCCAGGGUGGUUUCCCCUCUAAACACAAACACUGUCGACCAAAACAAUGUCAUUGAUAAGGACUGGUUUUAUGCGAGUGAGUUGUUUCACUUUGUCCAGUUUGUAUCUCGAGGUCGGACACGCAAUGUGGAGGCUCUAUAUUGUCCUGAGGGAGCCAUCAUAUACCAGUCUGAAAAUUGGAAACAGCUCAGACAGACACUGGACUGCACCAAGAUUAUGCGUAUGCGGGGUUUCCUGGAGGCUUGCAGGGGCCAGUCUGUGGGUGGCAUCGGGAAAAAGGGCAAGGACGGAAAGUUCCGUCUGAAUGAAGCCUCAACCUUUAGGCAGCUCACAGACUCAUUCAGAUUGAUGCACCAUGGGUACAACAGUGUGAAAGGCCUGCCUCCAUGUACAACAGAGUUCACACAUACUGACCAUCUCCCAGAGGUGGCUCAGAGGGCUGUCACAAUGUUAAACUCUAUGUACCAGAACCCUGACAUAUCCAAAAAGGAUGUGUUUGCUGUUCUUCUGGAGUGGCAGGGGCAGGUGGAUAAGGAGGCUACCAACACCUACUCACCCCCAGAGGAAGUACAGGGCAUUGUGGGUAACUGGCACAAACACAUGAGACUUCAGGGAAAACCAGUCCCCUUGUUGAGAAGUCUGUCAGAUGACCACACAGAGUUGCUGUCCCUGAUGUCCGAGAUUGGUGGGCCGGUCAGCAAACUUGACCCUAGUCAGAUUGUAUUGAUCACUCAGGCUGGUAGCUACAUGUACAACCUGAACACUGCCACCAGUGAUGUUGAUUUCCUCGUUAUUUAUGCUGAAAACACAGAGAAAUACCUGACAGCAUGUAAAAGGUUGCCAGAGAUAUUUGAGAGUCGAGGGAAAAACAAGCAGAUUGAGUAUGGGGCGUAUGAACUGAGAUGCUUUGCUGAGAUGGUGCACAAGGGAAGUGUGGUCAUCCUGGAGUUACUGUAUGGGGAUAACCAUAACUACAUGAGCCCUGCCUGGAAAGCCCUGUGUCGUCAUAGAGAGGGUUUUGUAACGGAGAACGCCAUCUCACAGUACAUGGGGCUCAUUAAGAACAACCUGCGUAUGAUUGACAUAGGAAAACAUAAGGACAACAGCCAGGAACGGAAACUCUUCUACCAGAUUUACCACAAGUUGUACAGCCUGGAGUACAUGAUAGAGGGUGCCCCACCCCCUGUAAGGUGUACAGGACCUGUGAGGGACUUCAUCAUGAGAGUCAGGACUGCACCUCUAGAGGGUGACCUUUCCCGAGAAGAGCUACACAGCGACUGCAGAAAGAAAGUGGCCAAGUUUCGAAACACACUGGCCAGUCGGACAACUCGCCUCCACGAGAACUGUGACUUUAACCUACUAGUUGACUGGAUAUUGACUGUUAGAGGACUUAGUCAUUCUUGAUAUAUUCAUACUAUAGUAUUUUUAUACUUUUAUAGUGAUCCAAAUAAUCCAAAACAACAUCACUAUUAGUCUCAAUGGCUUGAUGGAGAAUUUUGGAGCUUUGAUUGUCAUAGGUACAUACACAAUAUCUGUAGUCAUGUACAUGUUAAAUCACUGUUGAUUGAAGUGUAAGAACCAUUUCAAAUUUUGUAUAAUAACACAACAAAACUUACAAAAUUGGGGCAAAUUGCCAAGUAUAAUGAACAUUGCCUUUGAAUGCAUGUCAUCACCUUCCAAAGAAGUUAAUAUUGUUAUGUUGAAUUCUUUUGAUAAGGAGUGCAAUAUAGUUAAAUAUUUUGAAUGAAUGCAUAUGACUUUAAUUAUCUACAAUGUUUAAGGAUAGAUUAUAUAUGUAUAUACAAAUAUUGUUAUUCCAAACGUCUAUUAUGUUUUGGUAUUUUAAACCAUCAAUUUGUCAUUUUUUUAAUUGUACUUGAUGUUUACAUAAUUUUUGUGAUAUUUUUACAGUCAAGAUAAAAAAAAUCCUUGUUUUUUAGUAGUUGUUUUGAAGCAAUUAUUUCUCUGAACAUAGAUUAAUUUUUUGAAUUUAUAAUUUGAUUUUAUAAUCAUUUUUUAUAUCUCAGGUAAUAAAAGAUA